Molecule: messenger RNA, 573 nt
Organism: Epinephelus fuscoguttatus (brown-marbled grouper)
Lineage: Eukaryota; Metazoa; Chordata; Actinopteri; Perciformes; Serranidae
Product: chemokine-like protein TAFA-4
Exons: 5
Coding region: 115-552 (145 amino acids)
Molecular function (GO): receptor ligand activity
Source: RefSeq, a predicted model, not a curated record
GAAGAAAACUUUAUGAAACUGGAGGAUUAUCUGCUGCAAACUUUUGCAUCCUUGCAGAAGCGAUCAUGAUAUGAAGUAUGCACGAUGUUAACAGGACACUGAUGGAGGCUGAUCAUGUGCAUCAAUAACCUGAGCGGAGGCAAGAUGAGGCUGAACAUACUGGCUGGACCAUUACACUGGGGCCUCCUGCUUCUCUGUAUAGCAGGCUUCUGCAGCCAGCUUGUAUCCACUGGCAACCAAAGCUCCCGAGGACAGGCAGGGUCAUCGCAGGAGAGGACAGGGACUUGUGAAGUGGUUGCUGCUCAUCGUUGCUGCAAUAAGAACAAGAUUGAGGAACGCUCUCAAACAGUCAAGUGCUCCUGUUUCCCAGGACAGGUGGCGGGCACAACAAGGGCUCUGCCCUCUUGUGUUGAAGCCUCCAUUGUUCGUCAGAAGUGGUGGUGUAAAAUGGAGCCGUGUCUGAAGGGAGAAGAGUGCCGAGUCCUUCCUGACCUCACUGGUUGGUCAUGCAUCUCUGGAAACAAAGUAAAGACCACAAAGGUGGCGCGGUAGCAAGAAAAUCCAUCUAAUCAG